CAUCUCCUAUCAAAAAUAAGAUAUAUUUAAAGUGUCCAUGAAGUCAAAAUGUAAGUUAGUCUGAACUGAUGUAUCUUUAUUGAUAAAAUACAGAUUCGAAAGUCUCACGCUUCUAAGUGCCUUUAUAAGCGAGAUAUCCACGGUUAAAAUUGCCGAUUUUCGCACCUGCUCAAAACCAAUCAGCAGCACUUCCGGUUUUACUAUAUAUUGCGAUUGGGGUCUGUGACGUCACAACACAUCAGUUUCAAAAUGGCCAACGUAAGACAUAGAGAUAGCAGAUCGUCAACUUCCUCCGACAUCUGACUUCACAUGUCGUUUGAAGUCUCAUCUUGUGACGAUAGCGACGGAGAAGACCUGCAGGACAUUGUUCCUUACCAGUUUGAACCUGAGGCUUCUGAAUCGAAUGAAAGCGAGCAAGAUUCCUCGCUUGGGGGAAGCGACGAAGAUCAGCCGAGACUGGACAACACCGAUUGGUGUACUUGUGGAUACUGUGUACUAAUGCCUACACAGAGGGAGAGCAUCUGCUGUUGUGAAAUUGACAGAGUCAACAGGAAAAAGGAUUCAUCCGACCGAAAGCUUUCCUGCAUCACUCAGCAUCCUGGAUUCUCAUCGGUGUGCCUAGAUGUGUAUGUGCUUGAGACAGCCUACUAUCAGUACCGCUCCCAGUAUGGAGAAUUACAGACCAGCAUUGAAGAGAUGCAUGAAUGCGCUGCACAGAGGAGGUGGCUUCACUAAUGGCAGGCAGGCAACGGGUUCCAGCAUUGUCGCAGUAGCUGAUUUUAGGGUUUCCAUCAUCAGUGUUGAUGUGUAUUCUGAAAUGUUAAAGAAGAUCAGAAACAUUCUACAUAUUUAAAGUUCUUUUGCUUUUGAUGUUAAUUUUUUUUAUUGUACUGUACAAUACUGUUAUGUAUCGAUAAACAAUUGUUAGUCAUGAUUUCAUUUCUACUUGUCUUGAUAAGGCCAAAAAAUGUAUGUUGGCUUCCACUUUCCUGUCUAACCCUAAAAAUGGAUUCAUCGGAUUAUCCAUGACAGUAUAUUGGGACGCACUACCUACCUGAACUUUCAAAAACCCUAAUUUAUGUUACCAACAUAAAUUUUGUAUUAAGUCUGCAUUCAUACUUUUGCAUCUCGCUGUGCGUAAGAGUUGCACAAAGAGAAAGAACUAUUGGGCAACUCGGAAAUUGCAUAUUACUAGCACCGGCUGAAGUUGACUGAAUUUCAAUGCACGAAGGUUCUUCAAUCUCUGGGGCAUAAGAAUAAUUCAACAAAUAAUGAAAACCAACAACCUACCUACCGUUAAAAAUGUUGAUGUGAAAGUGGAAACCAACAUAUAUAUAUAUUUUGGCCUAAGUGACCAUAAGAAACUGAUUAUGUGAUAGGUACUGUAUGUAGGCUCCACUGUAACCUUCCGAACAUUAUAGUCGCCCUGCUUAAAUUUUGGGAAACUUAUCUUGUACUGCAGGUCACCAUCUCUAGUAGUAGCUUGUGACCUGGAUGCAUUCUCGUUGUAGUGAAUGGCAGCUAUCAUUAGGCUAUAAUAUAAUGUAUAUUUUUGGUAGUAUAAAUCUAAUCAUAAUUUUUAUGAUUUACCAAGUACAAAAUAAUAAAGGGGGGGGGGGGGGUUGCGAGUCUGGGAUAUCAUCUCUCCCAUUAAACUGCACUCCGAUACUCCUCAUUCUUGGUUGUAGCUCUGCUUGAACACCUUGAUAAAAGACAGAGAAUGAGUUCACUGUCUGUGACCUACACAUUCUAUAACAUUUUAAUUGGUUUAUAAUCAAAGAUUUGCAUGCAUCUUUUAAUUAAAUAAUCACCUCUUAUUAAUCAUAUUCAUAUUUUUUUAAUGUACUGUAUUAUAUUUGACAAUAUAUUUAUGAAAAUUGCUGCUAAAAAUUUAAACAUAAAGAUCCAGUUUAAUAACUGGAAAACAAACGCUAUCAAAACAGAAACAUACCUUUCUCUUUCAAAUUUGCAGAAACUUGCACUCUGACACUUCUUGUACGAGGGCCUGUUGUCUGGCAUGAUGUGGUUUUUUUUUCUUCAUGCUGAUUCUGAUAAAAGAAAA
Ostrea edulis (European flat oyster) is the source of this 2062-nucleotide messenger RNA. RefSeq lists its product as uncharacterized. NCBI's taxonomy places the organism in Eukaryota, Metazoa, Mollusca, Bivalvia, Ostreida, Ostreidae. The record is from RefSeq and is a predicted model, not a curated record. The transcript is spliced from 3 exons. The coding region runs from base 310 to 735 and encodes 141 amino acids.